Limanda limanda (common dab) is the source of this 694-nucleotide messenger RNA. RefSeq names its product ubiquitin-conjugating enzyme E2 L3-like. The transcript is spliced from 4 exons. Gene Ontology annotation, molecular function: ubiquitin conjugating enzyme activity. Gene Ontology annotation, biological process: ubiquitin-dependent protein catabolic process; protein polyubiquitination. Gene Ontology annotation, cellular component: nucleus. Lineage: Eukaryota; Metazoa; Chordata; Actinopteri; Pleuronectiformes; Pleuronectidae. The record is from RefSeq and is a predicted model, not a curated record. Bases 1 to 465 code for a protein of 154 amino acids.
AUGCCUGCGUCCAGGAGACUCACAAAGGAGCUCGAUGACAUCAGGGAAUCUGGACUUAGGCAUUUCUGCAACAUUGAAGUCGACGAAUCAAAUAUCUUAACCUGGCAAGGGCUCAUUGUUCCUGAUUGUCCUCCAUAUGACAAAGGAGCAUUUCGCAUUGAGAUCAUCUUUCCUGUCGAGUACCCCUUCAAGCCACCCAAGGUCACUUUCAAGACAAAGAUCUACCAUCCCAACAUUGACGAGAAGGGUCAGGUCUGCCUGCCUAUCGUCAGUGUGGAGAACUGGAAACCAGCAACAACAACCAUCCAAGUGAUCGGUGAUCUCAUUGCUCUGGUGAGCGUCCCCCGGCCCGAGCACUCGCUGAGGGCAGACCUGGCAGAGGAAUACACUAAAGACCAAAGUAAAUUCAUGAAGAAUGCCGAGGAGUUCACAAAGGAACACAGUGAAAAGCGACCUAUGGACUAACGUCACCACACUGACACUCACUGCUGUUGGCCUCCUUUCUGUUUCCUGUUGAAAAAGCUCACCCUGAUUCUCUGUUCUUAUCUCGAAAACCACACAGAGUUGCCCAGAUUUGUGUACCUGCAUUGUUUUAGCACUCUGCACCACUAAUAGAGGAUUGUGUUUUCUGUUUCACUUUGCCAAGAAAGAAAGAAAAAGCAGUACUUUUGGUGAAUAGGCAGGUUCUGGCCUC